AUGGAAGGGCUCGGGUAUUCUACAGUGGCGUCGGAUAAGGGGGCAGACAUGUUGGACCACCUGGCCGCAGUCAAUCCUGUGUCUCUCUGCGUUUCAAUGGCAUGCGAGGAUGAUGAGCAGCCAACCAGAGAAGGACGCGAAAGAGGGCCGGCACCCAAACGCGUCGCGGAGGGCUUGCCCUCAUUUCAACCGUCUGUUACGACUGAAGUGAUUGAAAUACCUGUCGAAGAAAGACGUUUUCAGUCGAAUAAAUCCGAAGACUUGGUUGCAUCAGAUCAAUCAAAAGUCUGUGCAGCUAUAGGAAAAAGUUUAGGUGUUAAAAUUGAGCUUACAACUUCCAAAAACAAGUCUUUGAACGCCAUUGUUACCGGCUUACCUGCACAGGUGGCGAAAGCCAAAGUUAUGAUCAUCCAGGACCUUCAGCAACAGGCGCAGAAAAUUGUUAAAAUUCCGUCAGAGUAUCAUCGUUUUUUGAUCGGCCCCCAAGGCAGACGAAGGCGCGAAUUGGAGGCUGCCACGCUGACGAAGAUCAUGAUUCCCCCUCCUGGGAGAAAUUCGACGGAUAUUGUAAUAACGGGAUCGCCUAGUAAGCUAGAUGCCGCCGAAAAGGAGAUACGUCGUGUUGUGGAUUUUUACGCCCAGCAAGGAACUGAACGUAUUUCGGUUCCUAAAAUUUUCCUUCCAUUUAUUUAUGGACCAUAUAACCGGACCAUAACGGAAUUAAAGGAGCGGACGAACACCAAGAUUACCAUUCCUUCUACUGACUCGUCAAAUUGCGACAUCAUUAUUACGGGAAAGAAAGACGAUGUAAAGAAGGCUCUAACAGAAAUUAACAAUAUCUAUCGAAUUCGUUCCCAGCGUUGUGCAACUAUCUCCGUUCCUAUACCACCCGAAAAACACUGUCUUGUAGUAGGGCAUCGGGGAUACGGCUUAAGUGAAAUAUUUGAAAAAACCAAUGUUGUUGUUGAGCCGCCUCAAAAUCCCGAUGAUGAAGAUUUUGUGCUUCGAGGCUUUCCUGAGGACCUUGGUCGGGCCACAACGAUGCUUUAUCAACAGGCUUCUAGUUCAGCAACUGGGGAAGUCACGGCCCCCCAUCGUCUCCACAAAAUGCUAAUUGGCAAGAAGGGCGCAUGCCUUGCUUCGAUUUGUGAUGGUUACCAAGCUGUUCGUGUUGAAUUUCCAAUUUCUGGAGACAAAAUAAUGGUUAAAGGACCUCCAGAAGAAGUAUCGGUCGUUGUUGACCGUCUAAAUACAAGGGUUUCUGAAUUGAAUGACUCUCAUUUCCUCGACUUUGCUGUUGUCGACCCUAAAUAUCGUGCCAAACUCUUAGGCGAUGGUCCCGAGAGUCUACUUCAAUUUAUUCGCAACGGCCGCUUAAACGUUCGACUCCCAACCCCUUCAGAGUGUGAAAAACCAGCGAAUGAAUCGCAUAUUUUCCUUGAAGGUAAAAAGACAGACGUUGAAAUGGUCAAGAUUGAGAUCGCAAGGCUUGUCAAAAAAUGGCAAAAUGAAAAAGUGAAAGAUGUAAUCGUUGACCCGCACAUCCAGCGGCUACUACGCUCCGGUAACCCUCCUCCGAUUUUUCAAAUUGAGAAGGACUACCCUGAAGUUAAUAUUGUCUGGCCUCAGCUCCAAUCUGGGGUCAACGAAAAGCAACGCAACAGCCCAAGUGCUGGUAACAACACAACAGAAUACGUUAUGCAGUUGUGUGGUGUUCGUGAUCAAGUGGACGCCGCAUUCGAUAAACUUAGUAAACUUAUUCGGCAGAUUAAGGAAGAGAACCACGAAGAAGAGCUGCGCAUUUUCAAGGACUGCUUGCAGCGCAUCUUAGGCGCACCAAUUGUCAACUUGUUGAAGGAGACUAAAACACGCAUUCGUUAUCUUCCCCCUUCGACUGAUGGUUCUCAACCUGUAAUCAUUAUUGGUCGUCAAGAAGAUGUUGAUUCUGCGAUCUCGCGCCUUGAGAAGCUGCAGAAGUCCAUGGCAAACAUUGAGGAAACAACAAUUACUCUGCCUUCAUUGAUGUUCACUAAGCAGGCCGGCGACGCGGCCACACGAGGUGCUCGCCUUCGAUCCAUCCGCGAGCAGUGCGAAGGUGUUCAGCUUAAGUCCUCUCCAGACCAACCACGCCAACUCACCAUAUCGGGUCCGCCGGAGGCUUUAAAAAAAGCAAAAGCUCUUAUAGACUCGAUGUGCGCUAAAAUGUUGGAACGAUGUGCUGAUACUGUUGUCCACGCUGAUCCGAAAUUUCAUGGCCAACUUAUUGGUCGUGGUGGUGCCAGCUUAAGGAAGUUUCGUGAAAAGCAUGACGUCGAGGUACUAUUCCCCGAUCGCAUCGAGAGCGAUCCUAAGCGUGCCUCUGAAAUUCAUAUUAUUGGAGAGAAGGAGGCCGUCGCCAAGGCCCAGAAUGACCUUGAGGAAAUUAUUAAAGCUAUGGAAGACGAGGUUGACACAACCAUCAGAUGUGAUGGCUCUAUCGUCAAUGAUCUUUGGAACUACCGGAACGCAUUCCAGUAUCCCGAAUUGGAUCGUGUUAAGGUCAUAUUCCCUAAGGGUUCAAACACACCACCAACUGGUAAAAGGAAUACGGAGAUCGGCAACAGCCCACAUGAAGAUACCGUAAUUCGCAUUUUUGGCGCCAAAGGCUGCGUUGAGGAUGCCGAACAAUGCGUACUUGGCAUAAUUAAUGAGAUUAAACAACAGCAACAGCAAGUACAUCUUGUCACCGAGCUUAGUCAUUGUCAGGUACUUAGUCGCCUUCGUUCAUCUCUUCCUGAUUUUCAACGAAAUUACGGCGUACUCAUUCGUUUGCAGCUAAAUAAAGACGGCUUUCAAGAAAGUGACGAUGGGCAAACCGUUUACGGACGCAUAAUUCUCACCGGACAGCCCGAAAAAAUCUCAAACGUCUUGAAAAACGAAAUUAUUCCGCGGCUUCCAAUUUUGGAAGUAGUGCCGUUCCCACACGAAUUCUACGGAAUGCUUUUCUCCGUUGUGCAUCCACCGCACCAGCCGCAGUCGAAUAACAGACAGGGGCGGCAACCAGAACAAGUGCGUAGCGGUCAUCGCAAUCAGCGCGAACGCGGCGGUAUCGCAGUCGUCAAUUCGGGUGAAGAAGGCGACGCACCAAGAACCAAGUUGAAUGCCCUGCAGCGUAAAUACAAUGUUACCAUUACUGUCCCACCGAGGGCUCAGCAGGGUGUUGACCAACUUACCGUCCGCGGUGCCCCGGACGCUGUCGAGGCAUGUAAGGCCGAAAUUUUGGCCUUCGAGACCCAAUUGCAGGAAGCGAAAGCAGACAGGGAGGCUCGUAACUACGAGGAGUCGCUGGACGUUGAAGAGCGUUUCCUGAGCCGGAUUAUCACAAAUGAGAAGGACCGCCUGUUAAAGCAGCAUGGUGUAGCAAUCUUCACUCGUGGUCGAGGUGCUGCUGGAUCUCCAACAACAUCGAAUGGUGAGAAGGUAGAAUCAGCCGGUGCUUCGAUGCAUCAGCCGGUCAGGGAGCAUCUCGCAGGAUACCGUCUCGUGCGGUCUGCACCGGUGCCCCUAGUACUUCAGGGCUACAAGGAGAAGGUGGUCGUGGCCCGUCGCGAGCUGGAGGAGCUCAUUGAGAAGUUUGGUUCUUUCAGCUGCGAGGAACUGCACAUUCCCUCAAGGAUAUACGCUCGGUUGAUUGGAACUCGUCGAAACAACAUUCGUCGCAUCGAGGAGACGUAUAAUGUUGAAGUGGAGUUCCCGCCACGCGGAGUCAGUGGAGAGGCUGCUGACAUAGUCCUUGUCAUGGGGGCUCCAUCAGAUGUGGAUCGCGCGUGUGACGAACUUAUCAAUAAGGCCAACGACUUGGUGAGUUGGUGGUUAUGA
Mesocestoides corti is the source of this 3858-nucleotide messenger RNA. The record is from the annotation of a GenBank genome assembly. NCBI's taxonomy places the organism in Eukaryota, Metazoa, Platyhelminthes, Cestoda, Cyclophyllidea, Mesocestoididae.